Molecule: messenger RNA, 15091 nt
Organism: Lagopus muta (rock ptarmigan)
Lineage: Eukaryota; Metazoa; Chordata; Aves; Galliformes; Phasianidae
Gene: ZMYND11
Product: zinc finger MYND-type containing 11
Exons: 14
Coding region: 11258-12826 (522 amino acids)
Biological process (GO): regulation of transcription elongation by RNA polymerase II
Molecular function (GO): transcription corepressor activity; protein binding; DNA binding
Source: RefSeq, a predicted model, not a curated record
AUAAAAUCUUUGAGAAAAUAAAUCACCAUUUCUGGUAUCUUCACAUUAAAUUUGAUUUAAUUUCUAUUUGAAGGUAUUUACACAUGCUAUGUUGAUGAUUGUGACCAGGGAAGUAAUGUGCUCUUAAACCCUUUCUAUUUUAAUCCUUUCUGUUCCAUAGGAGCUCUUUGUUCUCAAAUGUGAAUUUUCUGCUGUGAAACACUGUCGAAAUCUUGCUCAGUCAUGCCUAACAUACAUAGCGUUACCUUUUCUACAGUUGCACAGGAAGGUAGUAGAUACAAUGGUAUUGGUGUUACUUGAAAUUCUCAGGUGUCCAGGAAUACCAAUGGUGAUAGCUAUUAAAAUAUAUUAAUACAAAAAUUUUGGCUUAGUGUUGCCUAAAUCUGAAUCUCAGAAAGGAAAAACUAGUCCAUUUCAAAAGUGCUCAACUUCCAAAAAUUCCAAAGAACCACAGGAAGUUAUAUAUUUUGUUAUGUAUAAACAGGCACUAAAAGCUAAGUUUUACAGAUAAUCUGGAAACAUUGGGGCAUUCAUUUAAGAAAAAUUUUCUUAGUAAAUUAAUUACAGACAUCCAGGCAUUGUUCCACUGGAUAUGUAAAAUAAAUAUUUAAAUCCAAUUAAAUAGGUUGAAAGCUAUGUAAAGGAAAGAAAAACAUGUUUUCUCUGUCCCUAAAGCUAAAUUCUUAUGUACUCACAGUGCUAACUGAGAAUAGUCCAAUAGACCAGGAACAGAAGUUGUGCUAUUAUGUUGCCUUGUUCAGAAGCCUUUUCUCUGCAUUUACAAGACAAUGGUUUUCUGACAAAAACAGUUUAGCAAAGCUUUAAAAUACUUGAACUAGAAAUGGUUGUUUUGGAACAUAAAUUUCAUUAAAUACUGGUAAAAUGGGCAACAUUUUCCAGACAGAGAUAAUGAUUUAAACUUUGAAGAAAACCAGAAAAAUUCUACAGAAAAAUUAAUACUAAAAGGUACUGAAAUACUCAUUGCAGCUGCAUAAUUGCAGCUGUCAGAGGAAUAAUAUGCUAUUUUUUCUUCAAAAUUAAACUAAAUAUAAACUAUCAGUAAUAGAAAGAAUUGUAUUUUGAGCUAUCCUAUUCUUACUAAUUUGAAGUGUUGCAAUAUGUGUAUGUUACAUCACUGUUAAACUUUUCAUUCUAAUCUGUUUAGAAAUCCUCAUGGGAGUUUCUAAAGGGUAUUUAGUUCUGUUUCCACAGUUCCCUGUGGGAUCCAACAUUCAGAAACUUCUGCUUAGCUAUUUUAAAUUUUUCUUUCGUCAUUUUUACGUGUUUAGAAGUGAUGUUAAUUGUGUAGACACUACGUAACAUAUUCUGAUAUUUGUAGUUAUCACAAGUGUUCAAUGUGUUUGUUUCCUCUAUUGCUGAGAAGAAAAAAGAAAAGAAUUGAAUUGCCUCACAAUAGCCAUUUUGUAAAGGGUCAUUCAAAAAAAAAAAAAAAAAAAAAAACAACAAAAAAACAACCAACCAACCAAAACCCUGCUUCUUCUUAACAACAUUUAUCUAAACAAAAUAGUAUGAUAAUCAGUAUGUGAAUUCCCAGUGAACCAUUAGAGUUAAAUUAUUUUAUCUCAGAAUGGAAAGAGUUCUCUUUGACUUGGCUAAGGCUAUUACGUAGGUCACAGUGUGAAUAGCCUUUUGGUUGGAAGUACUGAUUGCUAAGCACUGCUGCAUUAUGCUGUGCCCAUAUGUCUGACAGCCAUUUCAGUUGUUCAGAACACCAAUGCACGCUUCACUUAAUGGCUUUUUGCAUUAGUAGGAAUCAGGUUCCAAUCAGGGCCAUGUUUCAGCAGUACCCGGCUUCCAGCAUCUCUGGAUCCUAAUACUGAAAAUGCUGCAGACAGCUGAAGCAAAAUACAUUGACUUGAUAGAAAGGAAUUCUUUGGGGGGGGUUUAUUCAAAAUUUUUAAAGAGUAACAACAUUAUCACUUGAUAUCAGAUCCAGUAUUUUCCAUUCUCCAACAAUUGGUGCAAAACUGUAAAGUUUGGUGUGUUCCCUACAUUGGACUCAAUGUGACACUGGAUAGUGUUACUUGUACUUUGUCUGCACUUGAUCGAGAUGCGGUCUGUAGUUUUGUGUAAUCCAGAUCUGGUACUAAUGACUGUUGAACCAUGAGUUCAAGUUACAUUUCAGUGAGGACAAACUCACAGGAUUCUUUUGAGAGAUGCACCCUUAGGAGGUAGAACUCUGAAAUGGGGCUGUUAAUGUUGUAAUAGUGAUUUCAGACUCAGCAAACUAUGGCACUUACAGACAGAUCCUUGACCCUAUUGGCAAGCAUCGUUUCACUGCUAGAGGUACUGCUAGAGCUUUGAAAGCUCAUAAAGUGAAAGACUUGAGAACUGAUCUACCACAUCUGUGCAAAAAAAUGCCAUUGGAUUUCAGCUUGUUUUCUGGCAGCACGCUGAAAGUCAAUAAGGAGCACCUGCUACAAGGAGUUAGCAAAGGGAGACAUUCUUCUCAUCCCUCCUUUGAUUUUUUAAAAAUCUGAAUAUUUACUUGAAGUUUCUUUGCAUUUCUGAACUUUUGGACCUGAAUCCUAUCAAUUAAAAUCUGUAUUCAAAUAGAUAAAUUAAUUAUUUGGUCUGCAGAUACUGCUGAGCUCCUGUAUCUGUUAUUCAAGUAGGUGCCUGACUGCAGGCUGACACAAGGCCUGAAAAUACUGGUUUUAAUGGUGACUGUAGAUUGAUUGCUAAAUGGUAACAAUAAUUAAAAAUAUAUGGAUUAUGAAAAUGCAGGUUUGUUUGGAAAAGAUUAAUUAGGUAGUUUGUGGUGUUUACUUUCUUGUUUCCAAACCCUUGUGCUAUCCCUAGUUUAACAUAACAGCAGAUAAAUGCAGUAAGGACAUGAUGUCUGAUUUGGUUUCUCCCAGCCCUCAGAGGAAGUUGUUAAAAAAUUUAUGCUGCUUUGCUAUCGAUGUUCCGUCAGAAUGGUGGUUUUAAAAAAAAAAAAAAAUAUAUAUAUAUAUAUGCACAUAUAUAUAUAUAUUUAUUUAUUUUAUUAAUUUUUUUUUAAAUGAGGCAAAGUAUUAUGUCCUCAGAUGUCAUACAAAAGAACUAGGUGGUGUGCAAAGAUAAAAGUUUGCGAGCAUCAAGAGGAGGCCUUUCCAAGAGAGAUUGUCAUCUGAAAAUGAAUGUUCUGAAAAACUGGAAAAAAAAAAAGAAUGAUCAGAUUAAAACAGCAUAAAUUUGUCCUCUUUUUCUCUGAUGUGUAUGGGGGAGAGAUUUAUAUAUGUGUUACUAAAAUUAAUUUAAUGUAUGAAGCCAGUUGCCCAAUAUACUGUAUUCCACUAGAUAUUGAUGAGUUGGUAGCUACGUAAGAACUUUGCUGCAAGUGUUUUACUUUCAAGACUUGUGCAGGUACUCAUUUUAUUUGCUCAUUUACCAUCUAUACAGAUGUUUUGCAAAUGUUCAAAAUGUGUUCUCAUCUUCCAGGCUUUCUCAUCUUACAGAUGAUUAAUGCAUUUGACACAAAAUAAAUGAGAGAAGAAAUCAUUUUCCAUUGUAACCCAGCAUUUUAGUCAGUAAUUUUGCAUUUUCACUGUCUGUCAUUGACAUUAUUAUGCAAUUCAACAAAAUCUCUGCAGCUUCUUGCCCUGCAAGGGAAAUGUCAGUCCUGAAAUCUGGUAAUGGACAUUUACUUUUCUUUUCUAAAAUCUUUAUUUCUAUUUCUCACAGAACUUUUGGAAUUUGGAAGUGUUAUUUAUUCUCAAUAAAAAAAACAAAUGAUCUCUUUGCUCUUCAGGUUUAGAAAAAAAUGCAAAUAAGUGUUGCUAACAGUGUUGUAGAUGCAAUAACUGCAAGGAAAGUGCGGUCUUGAUGAAUGUCUUUACAGAUUAAUUUCUGGUUUAAAGUUUUGCCAUUAAUUUUGUGUACUUCCAUCAUGGUAAAAUAGUGAUCUCAGUGAAUAGUCUAAUCUCAGUGAAAGAAAUUAAUUAAAGCACUACCUUUAUGAGGUCUUAGAUGUAUUUCUUACAGUUAGUGUGCCUUACUCACUCUCAUAUUUUUGAUGUUUUUUUACAGACAAUGUGUGUGGAGGUAUUUUGAGCAUUGAUUGUGCUAAUUCUUCUCAUGGUUAAAGUCAUAAAAUUGCAGUGGCCCAGCAAGAGGCGUUAUUAUGCAUGUAUAGUUUCAAUUUACGUGUGUUCAUAAGGCCAGAUUAUGUUAUGUUCUUCUAAAAUGGAGAUAUGUUAAUGGCACAGAUUUAUUGUUUUCAUUUGAAGGCAGUAUACUUCAUAGCAUUGCUAUGGAUUAAAGCUCGUAGUGACCAGAUCCUCUAAUGACACAUGAAGGGUGAGGCUUCACACAUCAUUAGGGUACUUUGAGCUAUUUUUUCACUGCCAAAAUAGAUACAAGUUGGUCAUGCUUUUGAGAGGUCACUUCUUUAUAGAAGUCUUUUUUCCCCAAAGCAAUCAUGUAAUUCAUUGCUUGUAUAUAGAGCCUGAAACUCUUCUGGCUGGUUAAAUAUGACUUUGGGCUGUAGUUGUAAUCACUUAUGUGUGCACUUGUUGUUCUCCAUAUCUCUAAUCGCUGUUUCUCCAAUUCUUAUAUUGUAAACACUUUUUGGUUAGGUCAUUUGGAGGGGUAGUUUUCUUGCUUUCUUCUUUUAAGAAAACCUUAGAAGAGUGUGAUUUUUCCCUACGCACCGUGUAUUUAAAACUUGCUAACUCAUCCUGGCAAUUUUCUGAUAUUUAGUAUUUGAAAAGUACUGCUACUUGCUCAUAGUAACUCCAGAUACUUUCAAGUCCCAAGCCUGCCUAAAUUAACCACCUAUUCACUGUGCUUUACCAUCAUUUUAGCCUUUUUGUGGCCCACUGCCAGCACUGUGAAUUUAUUAACCCUGCUAACCUCAGGUAAACACCCAGUGAUUACUGUGAUUUGAUGUGCUGCAGCUUUAUUUUUAUGAGGCUGAGUCUAUACAAAAGAUGUAUUUUUGUUGCUAUGUUUCUGUUAAUCUAAUUUGCUUUAAAUCGAACUGGGUUUCUUUCUUCCUAUGCUUAAUUGCAUUGGUAACUAUAUUUUUUUCCAUGCCAGGGCAUUGCUGAUAUCCAGAAGCAGUGUUUUGAUCUGCCAGUGCCUUCUUGAGUCUCUCCAUAAGUACUGAGAUAAUCAUGGCACCGUAAGAAUGGUCACUGUGAGGGUUUGAAUCUUCUCUGGAUAUAAAAUACACUUUAAAUUUAAAAAGAAAACGUAACAACCACAUAGCUACCAGUUAUUGCUAGCAAGCUGGGGGCUACUGAUUUACUAAGUUGAGAAACGGUUUUAAUGUGCAUCCCAUUCAUUUCAAUUAGAAUCAUAGAAUCAUAGAACUGCCUGGAUUGAAAAGGAUCACAAUGAUCAUCCAGUUUCAACCCCCCUGCUGUGUGCAGGAUCACCAACCACCAGACCAGGCUGCCCAGAGCCACAUCCACCUUGGCCUUGAAUGCCUCCAGUGAUGGGGCAUCCACAAAUCCACAACCUCCUUGGGCAACCUGUUCCAGUGUGUCACCAGUAGAAUAAUAUAAAAUAGCAAUAGUGACUGCCAGCGUCUUCAUCAUGAAUGCUCUUCCUACUGGAGAGCACAAAAAGGAAGAACAUGUCGUACCAAAUGAAUGUUUUCUUCAGAGUUUAAAAAAAAAUAUCAUCUAUCUGUAUUGCCUUGAAUCUGAAGUUCUAUGUGAAUUCACCAAUCCAGAGCCAAAUACAGCCCAAACAAUGAUAAUUGCUUCCAUCGUGUUGUAACAAAUCAGACAUUUUCCAGUCUUGAACUUUCCAGAAAGAUUUUUCAUUAUUAUGAAAUUGUCAGUAUUCUUUACAUUUGAUGUUCACUAAUGCAGAGUUAAUGAACGUUCUUUUGGGAGAGAGAAUUUCAUACUAGCUUCCAUCUCUAAUUUCACACCUCAGAUUAGGUAUGAGGAGGCUUUGAGGCUCAGGAUGCCUAUCAGUUCUCUCCCACGAAGGCACUCUAGGGAAAUGCAUAUCUGGAAUUGACUCUUUCUUUGCUAUCUUAUCUUUCCAUCCUCUGAAUUCCCAUCUUUCAGAGGUUAUUUUGCCAAAAGAACACCACUGUACCAGUCACUGCACACUAAAAGAAAUAAAUUUUUCUAGUAAAUAAUUAUAAAUUGCACUAGUGUAAACAUCUGCUUAUUAUUGAGCCAAAAAUAUGUGUCCACUAGUGUAAUACCUUGCUGUGGAUUUAUGAAAAACAAAUCUUAUCAAGUCAUCAAAUUAAAGCAUAGAUUGUUUUUUCCUUGAGUAGCAAAUUAGAACUUGGAACUCCCACCUCAUGGUUGAGAAGUGUUUUACUGUUGCUGUGUUGAACCCAAGACCCUCUUUGUCUUCACAUUAAGGCUGUUAACAUGUAGCUCAUGAGGAUGGCCUCACUGUCUCAGCAGUGGCCUUCCUUUCUCAACGUGUGUUAAGAAUCAUUAGCAAUUCUGUACAUUCCUUUUCUAAGUUUUCCUCUUCCUAUAUGUUCAGGAAUAUUUCUUCCCUCUAUUCCAGCCCUCCUUUAGUUUUCAUCCCCUAAAAAGGAAGUACCUGUACCUUCUGAAAAUCGGUAUAAAAGCUCACAUUGUUUGGAAGAUCUUCACACUACCAAUGAUGACACUAGAAGAAUCCACCUUAUUGCAUACCUAAGAGAUGAUGCUUCUUUUAAACUGGUGAAACAACCUCAUCAGGAUCUUCAUUUGCCUGUCUCAGCUUUGCAGAUGUGACUUAAAGAUUUGGUCAAUCCAGUGCUCUUUUCUUCUUGAAGGUUCUUACUCACUGUUCUGUGGUUGUGAUACUGACAUUGUUCACAGUUUUCACAUGCUUCUGCUCUCUUAAGAGAUCUGUAGGAGAAUGAUAAUUUACUUUCAGGUUUCAAGUAGAUUAGUCAACCUGGUCUGUAUAAAGUUUCCAACAUGGGACUCAAAUUAUGUUAAUGUAUUAGAUGACUUAGACCAGCCCAUCUCGAGUUUGUUCUGAAAAUAUGCAUUUUGUGUUUUUCCACAUCCUUUGUGCCAGCCAUGACCUGGUAGCAUUGUUUUUAUUCAGUUUGUGAGUUCAAAAUGCUGUGCAUCUCUGACAGUUACUUUGAUUCUCUUACUGUGCUGUCAUGCUGGUCUCUGAAUGAAAUUUUAUUGAAGCUAAUGAACUUACUCACAUUUCAUUCACAAUAAAAGCAGACUUCAUUCCUUUUCUAUCACUGGCAGCUGAAACAAUACCAGCCACACCUAUGGCACAAGAAGGGAAAAGAAAUUUAAACAAGAGUGAUUUAAGAGAGAUUUAAGCAAGGAGUGUAGGAAUUUAUGCUGUUGGUUCAGAUAAAAGAUUAGAAUAUUGUUUGAGAGAAUUGUGUGUGCAGAAACAUCAACAUAGAGAAACACUACAAAAUCCCAUGCAGAAGUUAUGGCCAGAGGAGCAAUGUAAACAUUAACUAAGAAGGAGAGAGGAGGGAGAGACCUUUUAUGCACAGUCAUUCUUGGAAAGACACUUGGAACUACAAGAAGAGAGGUGGGUUUUGUUGUUGUUGUUUUUCUGAUCUGGAUUCAUUCUGUGUCUCAAGGAACAAAACUUUCUCAUACAUGAUAUGAAAAUGAAAGGCACUGCACCUAAUAAAUACUUCACUCUGUCACUGACGUAUCUCCCUAAUGAGAAUAGCUUACAAACCUCCUCUUGGCUCAAUCUGAGUAAAAAAAUAUGAUAUCAAUAGUGGAAGUGAAUGCAGUUUCUGAGGAGAUAGGUUGCAAGUUUCUGUUAACCUUGAACUCACUUGGAACAUGAAGGAGGAUAAAAAUUAUUUUCAUUUGAAAUGACAUUCUUUUUCUAAUAACAUGAAGGAGAAUGCUUACAUUGUCUCACCUGAAAUAAUGUAUACUACUGCUAUCCAAAUGUGAUCUUCUUGAGAGGGAAACUGAGAUUUAUUCGCUGCUUCAGGAACACAGCUCAUAGGCUGAGAAGAUGAACACACAGAGAUUUUAGCAGUCAUUUUGGCUGCUGGCACACUACUACCCUUGCUGAAAAAACUGCACUUCUUCCUUAGCUCUGGGAGUUGGAGACUGACUGCACUUUGGAGCCCAUCGCCUCAAAUGGGCCAGCGCAUAAAUAUAAGGUAGAUGAGGGAGUGAAAAUCUACCUGUCCUGGUAAACAUCCAGAGAUGACUUUGGUGGUUUCUGCUAGGUACAGAAGACUUCUAAGACAAACUGGCAAUAACUUAAUUAGACAAAUGGGCUUGCAGAUGAAGCUCAAUGAAAGAAAGUCUACUGAGAGGCUGUAGAAUUCACUGCAGAGGCGGAGUCUACUUGCAUGUGUGCCUCAGAACUGGAAGCAGUUAUCAGUGAAGAAGACGGAACUGAAUUAUCACAAGCCUCUAAAUACAUCUGUGUUCAAUACACAUUAUAGAGAAGGAGGUUUUGAUCUGUCUCCUGACUGAUGAUUUUCUUUCUAGGAUAAAAGUGAUUUCUAAAAUGAGAAAAAUUAGAAGUAAUGGAACAAAUGUGUUGUUGACUGGUACUAUGAAAAUCUAUAUAAAAUGAACCAAGACAUAUAAAUAAAGUACUUGGACUUAAGGAAGAUGCCUAGAUAGUUGUGAGGAUAUAUGAGCUCAUUAUUGCUUUGGAUUUCUUUUAGCGAUGAAGUAUGAGUAAUGAAUGCCCUCAAAGUAUCCUACAAAGUCAGGUUGUGGGCAUCCAUUUUUAAGAUGAAGUUCAGGUCAUCAAAGGAAAGGAUCUAUAAAAAGGCAGGUCAUUUGCAAUGGACAGAUUAUCAUGUCUCUUAAAAUCACAGAUCAAUGUAGCUACCUGCUGCAGCAGUUUCUUAGAAAAGGAAGGAGAAGAUUAAGUGAAACGGUUUUCAUAAAGGAAUUCUACUUGCUGAAGUUUUUUUGGCUUUGAAGAAGAGACGGAUGCUUAUUUACUUGCAGAACACUUUUGAUGAGCAAAAAAACCCACAAGCAAAACAUGAAUCAAUGUAUCUAGUAAGUACAUAUAUACAAGAAAACUACUGGGGCGAAAAUGAGCUUAUUCUGAUGCUGAAUUUACUCUAUUUUGGUGCUAUUAUUUACUCAAUAUUACUGUAAUAUUAAAUGUAAGACUUGGGAUGACCUAAGAAACUUUAUCGUUGUAAAGCAGUCAUCCUGAUCGAGUAUGGAUCCAGUAGGGAAAUACUUUAUUAAAUGGCUCCCUCGCUGUUUACCUGCUGCAAAGAUGGUCAGUCCUCUGAGUCAUCAAACAAUUUACUGUGCCUUCAGUGCUGAGCCUAACCCAUCGUGAUGAAGAAAAAUAAAAGCAGAUUCAGUGGGCUACUGAAUGGAAGUUUACAGGAAGAUUCUUGAUCACUAAGAAAGAGAUGGAACCAGAGAUGCUUGGUGUGAAGAGAAGGCUGAUCAAAAGGCCCACAUAGGGCUGCCCUCCCAGCAGGCUAGGGCCUGUGGCAAAAAAACAUGCCAUAGAGGAAAAAAAACCUGGAAAUUGUGCUCUGUGGCACAUUGUGUUUGCUAGACCCAGGAAGUAUGUGGUGCACAUUAAUAUCUCACUGAAAAUCAAUACAUCUACCAAGAGUUGUAGUAAGAUUUCUUACUAUUUACUUACUGGUGCUGUACCAGUGAGAUACAGCCUGCCUAAAAAAGAGACAGCUGUGCACAUACUGGGUGCAUACCUGGUAGUCUGAAAAAAAAAAGGAGCCAGGAUCUGCUCUGUCCAACUCCAUGAAUAAACAGCCACAUCUCAUAAAACUUUUGUUACAAGUAGUCACUUGGAAGUUCAGCAGUAGUGCAAAAGCUAGAUAGAUCAGAGUUGAACAAAGUUCAGCAUUUCUACAGUACUUAAAGGCUCUUGUCUGAGCCUGUUGCAGACAGCCUUUACUAUAGAUUCUGAUACUUAUGCUUUGAGAAAAUAUUGAUGAACAAAUCAAUAUUAAGUGUGCAGUAGCUGUUUAGAGCAAAUAUGUAAGUAAGAAUUAUUUCCUUUAGGCUUUGUCUUGGAGAACAGGAGCAUUGUAGGAGAUGCACCCCUCUUCCCCCGUGGUUUGUUGCUUUUGUGAAUGAUGAAGACUGAAAAACGCGCUGCAAAGUUUUAACAAUUAUCUACAACAAAGCUCAUGUCUAAGCAAGAAGCUUUGAUGGAAACAGAUGCUACCUGAAAAAGGCGGAAAGAAACUGACUGAUUAAAAAUGGAAAAUUUGUUUAAAAAUAUAUAGCUAUCACUAUGAGCUUUUUAUCGUUUAAAGAGAAAGCCAGUAAACAGACCUUGAAGAGCAGAAUCCUGAAUUUUAACAGCUUCUCUCUUACCUAAAGGAAUCAAGCAAUUCAUUGGGCCAAGCUGAAAAUACUCUGGUGUAAAACUGAUGGAGGUGGAGAGGAGGGAAAGAAGUGUUCCUUAUGGCUAUUCCUGAAUCUUAAAAUAUUAAAGUAUAUUAAAUAUUAAAUAUUAAAUUUAAAGUAGUCUUUAUUUUGUAAAUGACUUUUUUUCUGCUGCAGUGGACCUACUUGCCAUUCUAGACAGUGAGAUUAUUGUGACAGACUAAAAGUGCUGUUAUGAUGCAGUGUGGGUGAAAUAGCACAGUGUAUCUGCUAAUGCUCUUCCUUUAGACUGAAUGUGAAAGCUGUUGUGAGUUCUCUAUUCACGAGAAGGCAACUGGAGCUAUAGAGGCUCUUUAAAGCACAAACACUGCAUAGAGCUGACCGUGGAUUUGUGCACAGGUGGGUCUGAAUGAAAAUCCAGUGAUCUGAAAGGAGCUGUGUGUGUGUGUGGUGUGAAUGGGAGUUCUAGAGAAGCAGCACAGCAGUGCAUAGGUAAGCAGCAAAGAAACUCUGGAGAAGCCCUUGAAACAGAACGCCUGGGAAAACAAAAAGUCCAAAGAGUACAAUGGGACAAAAUGCCAUAAAGGAAAAGGCUGGGAAGCAUGAACUCCAUGGAAAGUGCUCUCCUUCAUUUGCGUCAUACUGAAUUUAGGACAACAGAACUGUAUGUAUGUUAUUUGUAAAUAAACACGAUUGCGCCAAAGAAAUGACUGACUUAAAAUUGUUUUUCUAUCUAUGUGACCCUUUUUAUUUUUUUUUAGCCUGCUGGUUGGGUCCAAAGGAUAGCCAUGAUUUGGAUGGCUUGGGAAAUCUAGUUCAACUGUGUGAAACCAGCAAAUCCCCAUAGAGGGGAGUUUUGUGAAUAGAGUUUUGCCUUUUUCCCCCUUCCCUUUUCCUCUCUUCCACCUGAUAGUACAGUGACUUUUUACCGAGUAUCUGGGCUACCAUUAAGGGACUUGGAGAAAACAGAUUAACAGGCCUACGGUAUGCAGCCUUUUUCCCAGACAGCAGCAAAAAACAAGGACUGGGAAACAGAAAAUCAUGACUGGUAUUGUUUUGAAUGCCAUUUGCCUGGAGAGGUGUUGAUAUGUGACCUGUGUUUUCGUGUGUAUCAUUCCAAGUGUUUGUCUGAUGAGUUCAGGCUUAGAGACAGCAGUAGUCACUGGCAGUGCCCAGUUUGCAGGAGCAUCAAGAAGAAAAACACAAGUAAGCAAGAGAUGAGCACAUACCUGCGGUUCAUAGUCUCUCGUAUGAAGGAGCGGGCUAUAGAUCUAAACAAGAAAGGGAAGGACAACAAACACCCAAUGUAUAGGAGGCUGGUGCACUCAGCUGUUGAUGUUCCUACUAUACAGGAGAAAGUAAAUGAAGGAAAGUACAGGAGUUAUGAGGAGUUCAAAGCAGAUGCGCAGCUGCUUCUACACAACACAGUGAUUUUCUAUGGAGCGGACAGUGAACAAGCUGACAUAGCGAGGAUGCUUUACAAAGACACAUGUCAUGAACUGGAUGAACUGCAGCUUUGCAAGAACUGUUUUUAUUUGUCAAAUGCACGACCUGACAAUUGGUUCUGCUAUCCUUGUAUACCUAAUCAUGAGUUGGUUUGGGCCAAAAUGAAAGGCUUUGGGUUUUGGCCAGCCAAAGUCAUGCAGAAGGAGGACAAUCAAGUCGAUGUUCGCUUUUUUGGUCAUCACCACCAAAGGGCCUGGAUCCCCUCUGAAAACAUCCAGGAUAUCACAGUUAACAUCCAUCGGCUGCACGUGAAACGCAGCAUGGGUUGGAAGAAGGCCUGUGAUGAGCUGGAACUGCACCAGCGAUUUCUUCGUGAGGGGAGAUUCUGGAAAUCAAAGAAUGAGGAUAAAGGGGAAGAGGAGGCAGAGUCAAGUAUCUCCUCCACCAGCAAUGAGCAACUGAAGGUUACUCAGGAACCAAGAGCAAAGAAAGGACGACGUAACCAGAGUAUGGAACUCAAAAAAGAAGAGCCAGAACCUGAAACUGAAGCAGUAAGUUCAAGCCAGGAAAUUCCCACAAUGCCUCAGCCCAUUGAAAAAGUUUCAGUCUCAACUCAGACCAAGAAGUUAAGUGCCUCUUCUCCAAAAAUGCUGCACCGGAGCACCCAGACCAAUAAUGAUGGAGUGUGUCAGAACAUGUGCCAUGACAAAUACACCAAAAUCUUUAAUGAUUUCAAGGACAGGAUGAAAGCUGAUCACAAAAGAGAAACUGAGAGAGUUGUGCGAGAGGCAGUGGAAAAGCUGCGUACAGAGAUGGAAGAAGAGAAAAGGCAGGCUGUAAAUAAAGCCGUGGCCAAUGCACAAGGAGAGAUGGACAGAAAAUGUAAGCAAGUAAAGGAGAAGUGCAAAGAAGAAUUUUUAGAAGAAAUUAAGAAGUUAGCGGGCCAGCACAAGCAGCUGAUUUCCCAGACCAAGAAGAAGCAGUGGUGCUACAACUGUGAAGAAGAGGCCAUGUACCACUGCUGCUGGAACACUUCCUACUGCUCCAUCAAGUGUCAGCAGGAGCACUGGCAUGCUGAACACAAACGUACCUGCCGCAGAAAAAGAUGAAAGAGCUGUUCCUCCGCUAGAACAUCACCCCGAUGAUUGCUAUUCUCAGACACAGCGGUUUUUGUUUCCAAGAAGCCAAAAUUGUUUAGAAUUUGCUUCCCAUUUUGCACCAGCCUUUAAACACUUUUCGUAAAAGAAAUUUUUGCACAGUAAUUUCAAUCUUCUGUUCAGUGCUCCUCCAAAAUUUUGCCAGCGGAAUGAAUUGAACAUCUCUGGGAGCAGGUUACUUUAAAUAAUUUUAAACUAGAGGAUUUGUUGCAUUUUCAGCAAAUUUUAAAACAUUUUUAGGUUUUACAGAGAUUUUAAUCUUUAAAAACAGCAGAUCUAGAAUUAAACCAUGCGAGUUUAACAAAAGGAACACACAAAAACUAGAUCUGAGUGUAAGAACUUUAGAACUGUUUCAGAAAAACGAAGCAUACUACCUUGAUGUAACAUUUAUUUCUUAACCUUGUUGAGCUGGUUUUGUUCAGCUUAAUUUUACUGUUUAAAGGCAUUAUCUAUUGGUUAUACCAGUGGGUACAUGAUUGAAUUUAGGGAACAGGGUUGACACAGCAGGUGCUACUCCUGCGUAUUUUUUCUUAAAUAUUUCCCAACUGUGUUUUAUUUUCAUUAUUUCUUUUCAAUAUAUAACUUUUAUAACAAAAUAUUAGCUUUGAUCUUGUAGUUUAAAAUCACAGGGAACUGGGGUAAUCUUUUACUGAGCUGGAUCUUAGAGAAAAAUGAAUAUUUAAAUUUUGAAGUUUGCACAUUUCAUCUUUGUCCUGACAUGAGUGCUUGUAACAAGAAUAAGAAAAGCCAAAAAACAAAACCCAAACAACAACAACAAAAGAAGCAACUACCUUUAUUCAUAUGUGGAAUUACGAGGCUUACGAGUUUUGUUAAGGUGCCCCCUUCAGCCUCCCCAAUCCAAUGUCAUCUGACUGCCUACGAUCUGGUGUCACCUGGUCCAUUGUAACUCGAUAGUAAGAGGAGAAAAAGCACUUACGUUUCACAGAAGCCGUUAUGUUUGUAGUAAUGGGUCAUUGCCUAAUAAUGAGCUCCAUCACUGUACUCAGAAUGAAGAAUAAUGCAUGUUAAUUUUCUUGUAUUAAAGAUGCCGUGAUUUGUAAAAAGUCUGUAUUUUGCGGAAUGUCUGGAUUAAGAAGCAUUACCAAUAGGAAUGGAUCGAUAGUUGAAAAAUGAUUUUUUUUUGUUUGUUUUAUAUAUAGAUAUAUGAAUUGCAUCCAUGUUCAGAGACAAUUUUUUAAAUAGAUGUAAAGCUUACUUAAAUAGCUUUUCUUUUAAAGUGUCUCCGCAUUUUAGUUUCUUCUUUCAAAGGCUGGUCUUAGACCAAGUCCUGCGCCCAUUAAUCAUCCCGCUAUUUUUUGAGGAGUUAGAGGAAUAAUUUGUAAAUAUUUAUUUAGAUCUUUGAUAUUUAUUGAAAGCAAUUACAUGAUGGAACGAUGGAAGCUGAAGAAUCAGGAGGAAAGCCUUUAAAAAGUUUUCUCUAGGAUUUGUCAGGGUCAUUGUAAAGAUGAAAAUACAACUGAGACUUCUGUGAACUGCCAUUGGAAUCCUGAUCUUUUUACUUACAGCGGUGAUAGAAGUUAAUUGACUUGAUACUGCCAAAUAGCACCCAACACCUUGUGGAAAUUGAGCGGUAAGCUGACGGGAGAAAAUAGUACGUAGAUGGUAACUCGUAUUACCACAGCUACAUUAUUGCCUGAUUAAUGUGUAAUUAACUUUUGUCGCCUCUGUGUUGUGACUGUAAAACACUUCACAACUAAAAACCAAUCCUGUUCAAUUACUUUACGAGUUCCAAAACUUCGAUCCACCCCUAUGAAAGCAAGUUAUUGUGGAAAUAUUUUUGGUGUAAAAUCAUUCCAGAAUAUGUAAUAUUUAACUGAUAGCUGCAUGAAAGUAAGAUUCGUGUUACUUUGGCUUUUUUGUCUCUGUUGACACGGUUGCACAUUUCCAAGUUACUACAGCGUGAAAACUGUGUGUUUUAAAGAAAAAAACAAAACAAAAAAAAAAAGAUUGUGGCCUGGUUUUGUAUAAGUUUUAGGUAAAAUUACAAUUGAUUGUUUUAGGAAUCAUGAUUUAAAAUUAAUUUUUCUGCAAAUCAUAAAGCUAUAUUAAAGUGUUGAGCUUAGCCACUAUGCACAUUGUAAUUAUUCAUUGUGGCUGUCCAGUUUAUGAUGCAUUCUGGCAUUUUGUAAGCUGCUCUGACUAGCAAUAUAUAGAGUCAUUUAAUGUGUUAACAUUGGGUAAUAAAUGUAUUUAAAA